CGGCGGGGCGGGGCGGGGGCUCCGCCGGGCUCUCUAGGACGCCGGCGCCCCUCACACCCACCAUGGAUCUGCUGCUGCUGGUGAACACGAGCCUGGGCUCCCCCAACGAGUCCCUGGCGCUGCCCCCCGCCUCGCCGUCCUCUUCGGCCCUCCUUCGGCCGCCCUCCCCCUACUCGCCGGCGGCCGUGGCCAGCCUGGCGGCGGUGGUGGGCUUUCUCAUCGUCUUCACCAUCGUGGGCAAUGUGCUGGUGGUGAUAGCUGUGCUCACCAGCCGGGCUCUGAGAGCCCCCCAGAACCUCUUCCUGGUGUCCCUGGCCAGCGCUGACAUCCUGGUGGCUACCUUGGUCAUGCCUUUCUCCCUAGCCAACGAGCUGAUGAAUUACUGGUACUUCGGCAAGGCUUGGUGUAACAUUUACCUGGCGCUGGAUGUGCUCUUCUGUACCUCGUCCAUCGUCCACCUGUGUGCCAUCAGCCUCGACAGGUACUGGUCGGUCACACAGGCUGUGGAAUACAACCUCAAACGGACACCCCGGCGGAUCAAGGCCAUCAUCCUCACGGUCUGGCUCAUUUCAGCCAUCAUCUCCUUCCCGCCAUUGAUCUCCGUGUACCGGGACCCUGAAGGAGAUGUCUUUCCCCAGUGCAAGCUCAAUGAUGAGACAUGGUACAUCCUUUCUUCUUGCAUAGGCUCUUUCUUUGCCCCCUGCCUCAUCAUGGUGUUGGUCUAUAUCCGCAUCUACCGCGUGGCCAAGCUAAGGACCAGGACCCUCUCUGAGAAGCGUACGAUGCCAGAGGGGUCCUCCCAGACUGAGAAUGGCUUGAGCCGCGCUGCUGGCGGCUGCACGUCCAUGAGGAUGCAGUUGGGAGAGAAUGGACAUUAUUCGGUUCACCACUGGCGCAAAGCCUCUGAGCUGGAGGACAUUGAGCUGGAGGAGAGCAGCACCUCAGAAAGCAGGCGGAGGCGGAGCCGGGAGGAGCAUCCCCGCAAGAGCAGCAAGAGCCAGUCCUUCUCCUACUCAUACUCCUCCAAGCACUCCAGUAGCCGCCUGUCCCGCGCCAGCAAUCGCUCCAUGCAGUUCUUCUCAUAUCGCCGUCGCCGGAAGCGUAGCAGCAUCUGCCGUAAGAAAGUUGCCCAGGCCCGGGAGAAACGCUUCACUUUUGUGCUGGCUGUGGUCAUGGGGGUCUUUGUAGUUUGCUGGUUCCCUUUCUUCUUCAGCUACAGCCUCUAUGGUAUUUGCCGGGAGGCAUGCGAGGUCCCUGAAACUCUGUUCAAGUUCUUCUUCUGGAUUGGGUAUUGCAAUAGCUCCCUCAACCCAGUCAUCUACACCAUCUUCAAUCAGGACUUCCGCAGGUCCUUUAAACACAUUCUUUUUAAGAAGAAGAAGAAGAACUUCCGGCACUGAGCUGGAGGGAUGGAUUUGCCUCGAGAAGGAAUAGAGUUAAAAGAGAAGGAGAAGGCUCUAUGCUGGAGAAGAAGGGAGGGAAGAGAACAUGGGGUUUGGGCUUAGGGAAGAGGGCUGGCCCCCUUGGUGGAGCAGGGUGGUGCUGUGGGUUACAGGGAUGGUGUUGGGGAGGCUGAGGGCAUUCACUGUGGUACGGAUGGACAACAUGGUGCUGGAGGAGCAGUGCUGGAGUUUGGAUGGGUAAAUGGGAAGGAGAGUGAUUGUCUUUGAGCCCUGAUGGAGGGUGUGGGGAGCCUGCAGAGGAGAAUAGGCUAAGACACUGAGUCUGGGAGGCAGUGAGCUUUUAUGGGCUCUGGAGUUUUGUGGAAAAACAAAAACAGACUUCAAGAGGAAAGGGUUAAGUGGCAGUGAUGGUGGAGAUUUCAGUAUUUAUAAAUAGAGCAGUUGGGGCCUAUGGUGGAUUUGUCCCAGUAAGAAAUUGGCUUUUACUGCUUGUGUGGGGAAGGAAAGUGCAAAGUACCAGGCACUGACAGUGUUUUGAGUUAUGAAAGGAUUUAAAUGUUUGCCAAAAAACCCUAAAGAACAAUCCAAACUCUUUUCUAAAUAAACCUUUGUACUGUUAAAA
Pseudopipra pipra is the source of this 2025-nucleotide messenger RNA. RefSeq names its product adrenoceptor alpha 2C (gene ADRA2C). Lineage: Eukaryota; Metazoa; Chordata; Aves; Passeriformes; Pipridae. Gene Ontology annotation, biological process: platelet activation; adenylate cyclase-activating adrenergic receptor signaling pathway; regulation of smooth muscle contraction. The record is from RefSeq and is a predicted model, not a curated record. Gene Ontology annotation, molecular function: alpha2-adrenergic receptor activity; epinephrine binding. Bases 63 to 1400 code for a protein of 445 amino acids. The transcript has a single exon. Gene Ontology annotation, cellular component: plasma membrane.